Messenger RNA from Euleptes europaea (tarantolino), 3388 nucleotides. RefSeq names its product TATA element modulatory factor 1 (gene TMF1). The record is from RefSeq and is a predicted model, not a curated record. NCBI's taxonomy places the organism in Eukaryota, Metazoa, Chordata, Lepidosauria, Squamata, Sphaerodactylidae. The coding region runs from base 19 to 3372 and encodes 1117 amino acids. Gene Ontology annotation, cellular component: Golgi apparatus; endoplasmic reticulum. The transcript is spliced from 17 exons.
UCCGUGCAGCCGGGGGAGAUGAGUUGGUUCAACGCCUCGCAGCUCUCCAGCUUCGCCAAGCAAGCUUUGUCGCAGGCGCAGAAGUCCAUCGACCGGGUGCUGGACAUCCAGGCCGAGGAGGAGGAGGAAGAGGGCGAGGGGGGCCCUGACAGGAUCGCCCUGCCCAGACCCGGCGAGGCUGGAACAAAUUCACUGACGAAUGGAGGAUGGGAUACUUCUGCCUGGGGGUUAAAUCCUGAUCCUGAAACUCAAGGUCAGCCGAUACCCUCUCCUACUGCAAUUACCAAACCAGUUAGGAGGACUGUGGUAGAUGAAUCAGAAAACUUCUUCAGUGCCUUCCUCUCACCUACAGAUGUUCAGAGCAUACAGCAAAAUGCAGUUGUAUCUAAGCCCCCCACCAAAUCACAGCGACCCAAGGAAGAAGUGAAGAGGACACUGCAAGACUCUCUGCACAGUGACCCACCAGAAGCACCUGUAGAAACUGAAGCAAAAGACUUCUCUGUAAUUGCACUAGUAGAACUGGAAAAUCUCAGCGAUUCCCAGGAACAGUUAGAAGAAAAUAGCUCAGUUCUAGAUACUGAAGACAAGCACGAUGAAAACAACACUCAAGACACUGAUCAACAGGUGUCUGCUGAGAAUGUCAGUGUCGGAAAAUCCACCGAUGUUGUCGAAUCAGAUUCAGGAAGUGAUGGACCUGUACAUAUUCCUGAAAUUCCUGCACAAGCUCUGCCCACGGAGACAAAGACCGUAGGUUUGGAAACUAAGGAACGCAAAAGUGAGGACCGGCAAAGCAAUACACCUUCCCCUCCCGUUAGCACUUUCUCCUCAGGGACAUCCACAACUAGCGAUAUUGAAGUUUUAGACCACGAAAGUGUAAUAAGCGAGAGCUCAGUCAGUUCGAGACAAGAGGCUGCUGAUUCGAAAGCCAGCCUUCAACUGAUGCAAACGUCCUUUCAGCUUUUAUCAGCAUCCGCUUGCACAGAAUAUAACCGUCUUGAUGACUUUCAGAAACUGACCGAGAGUUGCUGCUCCUCCGACGCUUUUGAAAGGAUAGACUCGUUUAGCGUGCAAUCGCUAGACAGCCGCAGCGUCAGUGAAAUAAACUCAGAUGAUGAAUUGUCAGGCCGGGGGUGCGUUUCAGCGUCGGUCACCAUCAGCCCUCUAACGCCAAAAAGCGAUGUCACUGACCCUGUUCAAAGCAAAUCUGACAAGAUUGUCAGCGAGACUCUUGCGCUGCCCGUAGAGGAAGCAGAAAUGGAGGAAAGUGGACGGAGUGCCACCCCCGUUAACUCUGAACAGCCGGAUGUCUUGAUUGUUCCCAUACGGAUUCUUGAAGAGCAUGCCCCAAAAGAAGAGAUGGGGGUGCUUCGUCCCAGUGCUGAAAAGUUGUCCAGCGUAGAGUGUGAAAAAGAAGAACUUUGCAAGAUUAUUGAUUCAUUGACAGAGAAGCUGGAGAUAAGGGAAAAUCGGCUAUUAAGUGUCAGUAAAGAGAAGGCAUGCCUCGAAGAAGCUUAUGAUAACCUCAAAGAUGAAGUCUUCAGAAUGAGAGAAGAAAACAGUAGCAUUUCAUCUUUGAAAGAGGAGUUUGCUCAGCGAAUAGGAGAUGCGGAGAAAAAGGUCCAGUUAGCAUGCAAAGAGAGAGAUACAGCUAAAAAGGAAGUAAAGACUCUCAAAGAAGAUCUAGCAACGAGACUGAACAGUAAUGAAACUGCUGAGCUACUAAAAGAGAGAGAUGAACAAAUUAAAGGGUUAAUGGAAGAAGGAGAAAAGCUCUCAAAACAGCAGUUGCAAAACUCCAACAUCAUUAAGAAACUGAGGACUAAGGAGAAGGAAAGAGAAAACUCGUAUUCAAAACAGAGUAAAAAAGUGAAAGAAUUAGAAGAGGAGUUACAGCAUCUGAAACAGGUACUGGAUGGCAAAGAGGAAGUCGAGAAACAGCACCGGGAGAGCAUUAAGCAGCUAAAUAGUUUGGUUGAACGGCAGGAGAAGGACCUUAGCAGACUCCAGGUGGAACUGGAAGAUCUUGAAGAGAGGAACCGGAGUGUCCAAGCAGCCCUUGAUAACGCAUAUCGAGAUCUGGCAGAUCUUCACAAAGCAAAUGCUACGAAGGACAGUGAAGCACAAGAAGCAGCGUUAAGUCAUGAAAUGAAAGCCAAGGAGGAGCUGGGCCUUGCUUUAGAAAAGGCCCAAGAGGAAGCUCGUCAGCAACAAGAAGCUUUAGCAAUUCAGGUGACAGAUUUAAGAUUGGCCCUGCAGCGUGCAGAGCAGCAAACAGCAAGAAAGGAAGAUUAUUUACGCCAAGAAAUAGCUGAACUGCAGCAGAGACUUCAGGAAGCGGAGACUCGCAAUCAAGAGCUCAGCCAAAGUGUGACCUCUGCGACGAGGCCACUGCUGCGGCAAAUAGAGAACCUACAGGUGACCUUGGCAGCACAGACUGCAUCCUGGGAGAAGCUUGAGAAAAAUCUCUCUGAUAGGCUGGGGGAAUCUCAGACUGCCCUAGCUGCACAGACUGAAAGAGAACGUGCUGCUACAGAAGAACUUCUUUCCAAUAAAAUCCAGUUAUCUUCUGCUGAAUCGCAGAAUAGUCUCCUCAGGCAAGAAAACAGCCGCCUUCAAGCUCAACUAGAAGCAGACAAAGUCAGGCUCAAGAAACUAGAAAAUGAAAACAAUCGGUACGACGUUGAGCUUGAAAACCUUAAAGAAGAAUAUGUGAAAACUGUUGAAGAGGCAAAGAAAGAAAAGGUGCUGUUAGCUACUCAGCUAGAAAUGGAAAAAAUGAAAGUAGAGCAAGAAAAAAAGAAAGCAAUCUUUGUACAAGAAACAGCAAGAGAAAAGGAGCGUAAAUUAUUUACUCAGUCAACAACAGAAACAGUCUCAAGUACGCCAACGCUGUCACGUUCAAGCUCCGUAAGUGGGGUUGAUAUGGCCGGGCUUCAGGCCUCCUUCAUAUCCCAGGAUGACUCUCAUGAUCACUCCUUUGGUUCAAUGUCUACAAGUGGGAGCAAUCUCUAUGAUGCAGUGAGAAUGGGAGCAGGUUCAAGUAUUAUUGAAAAUCUGCAGUCACAGUUAAAAUUACGUGAUGGAGAAAUUUCUCACCUACAGCUAGAAAUUGGAAACCUUGAAAGAACUCGGUCAGUAAUAGCAGAAGAGCUGGUAAAAUUAACAAAUCAAAAUGAUGAUUUGGAAGAAAAAGUAAAGGAGAUACCCAAGCUACGUGCACAACUAAGGGAUUUGGAUCAGAGAUAUAAUACUAUUCUCCAGAUGUACGGUGAGAAAGCAGAAGAGGCAGAAGAACUGAAGUUGGACCUUGAAGAUGUGAAAAACAUGUACAAGACUCAGAUUGAUGAACUUCUAAAACAAAGACACAGUUAAUUACUGUUGAAGUUGU